Neolamprologus brichardi is the source of this 980-nucleotide messenger RNA. Lineage: Eukaryota; Metazoa; Chordata; Actinopteri; Cichliformes; Cichlidae. The record is from RefSeq and is a predicted model, not a curated record.
AGGUUAACUAACUUAUCCUGCUGUGUCUGACAGACCGUCUCUGUAAAUACAGUUUGUGCUUUGCAUUUGUGUAUUUGUUCUCUGGUAGAGACCUCAAAACAACCAGGAGGAGGAGGAGCAGAAGGGGGAGGAAGUGCUGUUGGUGGUCCUGGACUUUCUAACCCACAGAUGUAUGAUGAGGUUUAUUUUGACUCGGACUCAGAGGAGGACGGCACACCGAGCAGCUCAACAAGCCAGAGGCGGAGACAGCGGACCAUUCCGACCAAUGACGAGCUGCUGUACGACCCCGACGAGGACGACAGAGACCAGGCCUGGGUUGACGCCAGGAGGAGAGAGUACAGCAGAAGAAAACGACCUGCUGCAGCUUUUCACUCAAAGCUUCGCCACCCUGAAGCUUUGCCUCACAGCGACGCUGUGCUUAACUGUCCCGCCUGCAUGACGACACUCUGCCUGGACUGUCAGAGGCACGAGAAGUACCGCACGCAGUAUCGAGCAAUGUUUGUGAUGAACUGCACAGUCAAGAGAGAGGAGGUGCUGCGUUACAAAAACCAGCCGGAGAAGAACCGGAGGAACAGGAAGAGGAGGAGGGGACAGCAGACAGAGACGCCUGCGGAUGAGACUCCAGCAGCAAUGGGGAUGGAAGCUGAUGAGGUGUACCACCCGGUGCAGUGCUCUGAGUGCUCCACUGAGGUGGCCGUGUUCGAUAAAGAUGAGGUUUACCACUUCUUCAACAUCCUGGCCAGCCACUGCUGACAAGGACUGAACGAGGUCUGAGCUGGACUUUGUCUCUAACUUCACACCUCGUGGCUCAGAUCAUUGUCUUUAUAUCUAAAAUGCUCACCAAAGCAAAGCUGAAGGGGAGUGAACACUGGAUGUGUGCUCAUCACUUUAAAUUAACGCUGUUAUUGUUCUGUAUUUGCAGGAUGUGUAAAUGUCCAUCUUCUUUUUUCUUUUUGCAAAUAAGAUCAUGGCGCCAGUGA